AUGGCAGUCGGCCGAUACGCAUUUCUCGAAUUGAGGAUUUUAAUUGAAGUUGACUUAGCUGAUAACGAUUUAUCAGUUUUACCGAGAGACAUAUUCAGGGGCAACGAAAGAUUAAGAUUGGUAGUGUUAAGUAAUAAUCCUUUGACAAAUUUGAUCGCUGAUCAGUUUCCACCGCUACCUCAUCUUCGUAUGUUGCUAUUAGAUGGAUGUAGACUCAGAACAAUACACACGAAAUCUUUAAGAAAUUUGAGAUCUCUAGAAACCAUAGACUUACGUAGAAAUCAAUUGACAUUCCUUCGCUUAGGUACAUUUUCAUUGCCAGCCUUAAAAACGAUGUCACUGUCUGGAAAUCCAUGGAGGUGCGACUGCCGAUUACGUGAGUUUCGAGAUUGGUUUUUAGAUAGUAAAUUAGGAACCGAAGAACUUUUAUGUAUAGAACCAACAACACAGGCUGGAAACAAGUGGCGGAAUGUUCCUAGUGAAAACAUGACAUGUGCUCCAGAAGUACGGUCGAGUACAUUGGUUGUGAGAGCAGAAGUAGGAUUAGCAGUUUCCUUUGGAUGCUGGGUCCACGGAAUACCAAAACCUCAGGUAAUGUGGUUAUUCGAUGGAAUGAAUAUUCACAACAAUACAAUCGAUUGCGAUAUGGAAGAAACUGAUACAAUAGUAGAAAAUGAUAAUUCGGAAGAUAGAGUGCCUGGUAGUGUAAGAUGGGUAAACGUAACAUUGUUAAAUGUAACUUCAAGUGUUGCUGGAGAGUGGACUUGUGUAGCGAAGAGCACAGCUGGAGAAGCUAGAGCAGUUAUUAGUUUGGUACUACCUAGAUCCCAAACAGCAACUGCUCGUACUGCACCAGGCAUACCUCAACUUUUAGGUGUUGUUUUUGGAGCACUAGGUGCCCUAGCCGCACUUGGUUUUAUCGCUGCAGUUGCUUGUUGGCAUUUAAGAAGGCGAACUGUGCCACCUAGUCGUAGUUUUAUGGACCAGGAGAAACGAUUGAUUGAUGCCUCAGUUGUUGUCAGCUGUGAUCGUUCUAUUGCAGAUAUGGCAUCUCCUUGUGAUUUCGAACUCACCGAACGUUCCUUAUCUGUUGAUAACGAUCAACCUAGAGGAUGUGGAUUUGAACCAGUCCAUAUAACAAUAGAGGGUACUCCAGGAGUAUUUCCACCUCCACCUGCAGAAUUUGCUGUACCAGUGCCAUAUGGAAACAUUUUCAUUUCAGUCCAAGUAUCCGGUAGAAAUGAACCAACAAAAUAUCCAGACCUUCUUAGUGGAGGAGCAACUCUACCGCGACGGAGUAGAACGUGUUGCACUGCACCGGCUUAUGAUAAUAUGGGCCCUAGAGUUACAGCAACUGGAAGCUCUACUUGGUCAUUACCUGGUGCCAGUUGUGAAAAUCCUGAACCUUCUGAGACACCUGUAUUAAGUUUACCACCUCCACCACCAGAAUUUGUUUCUCUUUAG
Molecule: messenger RNA, 1464 nt
Organism: Parnassius apollo (apollo)
Lineage: Eukaryota; Metazoa; Arthropoda; Insecta; Lepidoptera; Papilionidae
Source: the annotation of a GenBank genome assembly